AUGGUCGCCCAACAAGCUUCAAAACCGUCAACACGACGACGAUUUACUAUACGAGUGCCCGCGACGUCGGCCAACAUCGGCCCUGGGUUCGAUGUAAUGGGCGUUUCGCUCACCCUGUUCCUGACACUCUCCGUUUCUGUGCCCCGCGACCCACCGCCACGAACAUUCACCACACCCAACCCACAACCUCAGCUAUCCUACACAGGCGAAGGCUCUGACGAGGUUCCCCUGGACGCAUAUAAGAACCUUACUACGCGCGUGGCACUGUACGUUUUGCGAUGUAACGGCAUCCCCUCUUUCCCAUCCGGUCUUGAGCUGCAGUGCCACAACGAGAUCCCGUUCGGGCGCGGGUUAGGCUCAUCUGGCGCAGCAGUCAUUGCCGGUGUGCUCUUGGGAGAUGCUCUAGGUCAGCUGGGCUUGGACAGGAAUAGGAUGCUGGACUUUGCCCUCAUGGUCGAACGUCACCCGGACAACGUUACCGCCGCUCUAAUGGGUGGUUUCGUGGGCUCCUACCUUCGAGAACUCGACGCAGCUGCCACAUCCGCAGCCUCUGUACCUCUAGCAGAGGUCCUUCCAGAAUAUCCAGCAAAUGCAGGCGAGGAGUGGGGGAUCGAUCCCCCUAGCCCGCCGCAUGGCAUCGGUCACUAUGUCCGGUUCGGAUGGGCCAAGGAGAUCAGGGCGGUCGCAAUCGUCCCCGCGUUCGAAGUUAGCACAGCCAAGGCGAGAAGUGUGUUGCCAACGGAGUAUACAAGGAAGGACUUAGUGUUUAACCUUCAACGAUUAGCGGUGCUUACCACGGCACUAUCGCGAUCACCCCCCGACCCAGAACUGAUUUAUGAGGCGAUGAAAGACCGGGUGCACCAGCCCUACCGGAAGGAGCUGAUCCCCGGCCUUCCACAAGUCCUCUCCUCUGUGACUCCUUCCACGCACCCCGGUCUGUUAGGUAUCUGCCUCUCUGGGGCGGGGCCCACCAUCCUCGCCCUUGCUGUGAGCAACUACGAUUCCAUCGCGGGGGCUGCGGCAGAAGUGUUCAAGAAGUUUGGUGUGGAGGUGAGUUGGUUUGUCUUAGACGUGACUGUGGAAGGGAGCACUCUGAGUGAAGAGGAGUAGAAGGGAGCUGUUUGUACACUUCGCAAUAAAACAAUGCCUUGGUUCUCUCUUG
This is a messenger RNA of Dacryopinax primogenitus, 1162 nucleotides long. Its product is annotated as homoserine kinase. Gene Ontology annotation, molecular function: homoserine kinase activity; ATP binding. The record is from RefSeq and is a predicted model, not a curated record. NCBI's taxonomy places the organism in Eukaryota, Fungi, Basidiomycota, Dacrymycetes, Dacrymycetales, Dacrymycetaceae. Gene Ontology annotation, biological process: L-threonine metabolic process. The transcript has 3 exons. The coding region runs from base 1 to 1110 and encodes 369 amino acids.